AUGCAAGACACAGAAGGUUCACCAUCAAAGCUAGCAGUCUACAAGGAUAGAGUAAAAAAAAAAAAAAAUCAAACAACUUCCUAUCUUGGAAUCCAAACCACAAUGGCAGCCCAGUACCUCAGCAACCCCAGGACCAGCCACGGGCUUGCAAACCCUGGAGAUUCCCAGCUGAGACUUAUCUUAGUGGGUAAGACUGGGGCAGGAAAAAGCGCAACAGGAAACAGCAUCCUCGGAGAGAAAGUGUUUCCAUCUAUCUUUUCUGCUGUAUCCAUCACCAAGCACUGUAAGAAAGGAAGCAGCACCUGGAAGGGGAGAGAAGUUGUCGUCGUGGACACACCUGGCCUCUUUGACACGGAGGCCCCAGAUGCUGAGACUGUCAAGGAGAUUACCCGCUGCAUGGUGCUGACCUCCCCGGGGCCUCAUGCUCUGCUCCUGGUCAUCCCACUGGGCCGUUACACACCCGAAGGCCAGAAAGCCACAGAGAAGAUCCUGACGAUGUUUGGAGAGAGAGCUAGGGAACACAUGAUUCUCUUAUUCACCCGGAAAGAUGACUUAGAUGGCAUGGAUUUCUGUGAUUACUUAAAUCAUGCUCCUAGAGCCAUCCAAGAGCUGAUUCGCAAGUUCAGAGGUCGCUACUGUGUUUUCAACAACAAGGCCACAGGAGCUGAGCAGGAGGACCAGAGGGAGCAGCUGCUGGCCCUGGUCCAGGAUGUGGUGAACAAGUGCAAGGGGAGAUACUACACGAAUAGCCGGUAUCAGAAGACCGAGGAGGAGAUUCAGAAGCAAACUCAAGUGUUAGAAGAAAAUUACAGAGAAGAGCUCGAGAGAGCAAAAGCUCAGAUAAAACAGGAGUUCGAAGAGGAAAUCAGAAAGCUGAAGGAUGAACUAGAACAGCAAAAGUGGAAGGUGAAAAUGGAAAGGCAAUUGGCAGAAAGGGAAGCUUACUGGGAUUCAAGGCAGCAAACAGCCAGAGAUGAUGUUUUGAGUCAGAAUGAGAUACUUGAACUCAUCUUUAAGUUGUUAGAGGCUGCUUCCCAUGUCUUCUCUCUGUUUAAGGAUUAA
Messenger RNA from Budorcas taxicolor (takin), 1062 nucleotides. Its product is annotated as GTPase IMAP family member 4-like. NCBI's taxonomy places the organism in Eukaryota, Metazoa, Chordata, Mammalia, Artiodactyla, Bovidae. The record is from RefSeq and is a predicted model, not a curated record. Gene Ontology annotation, molecular function: GTP binding.